UAAUGGUUUUGCAAUAACAUUGCAUACCUUUAAAAAUAAGUUACAUUUUGAAUUUUUUUUUUUAAAUAUACUACUUUCAUAUAGAACAAUAAAAUUUUACAUUUGGACCAAUUUAUUUAAUUAAACAAUUGUUUUUUGUCAAUAAUAUUAGAGUAAACCUAAAUAAAAUGAAUACUGAUGACUUAUUAAGUGAAAACACAGCUGAACCAACAACAAAUCUAGAAAUACCACCACAAACACAAACAUCUCCUUUAACAAAUGAGUCAAUAACAUUGCCUUCAAAUUCUUCUGUAAAUACUUUUAUUGAAAGUAAUACAAAUGUUACACCAAUGGAAACAGAUGAAGGAAUACGACUUGUACCUCAGCCUAUGGAAAUUGAGACAUCUAUAUCAACAGCUUCUACAAUUGCAUCAACAUCUCCAACUACUACAACACCAACAUCUCCAGCUAUGCCAAUUUCUAAUGCCAAGCAAGCUAUUGCCCAAACAAGUAAUCUACAACAAAAUUCUAAUACUCAACAAACUGUAUUGAAAAACAUAAAUAGCACAGAUAAUGCUGCACUGUUAACUAAAACGAGGUUACGUGAAUUGGUGAAAGAAGUUGAUCCCAAUGAACAGUUAGAAGAAGAUGUUGAAGAUUUAAUGCUACAAUUAUCUGAUGAAUUUGUUGAUGAAUUGGUCAAAGCUGCAUGUGUUUUUGCAAAACAUAGGAAAUCAAAUAUAGUUGAAGUAAAAGAUGUUCAACUUUACUUAGAACGUUAUUUGAAUAUGUGGAUUCCAGGAUUUGGUACUGAUGAAUUAAAGCCUUACAAGAAAGCGCCAAUUACUGAUGCCCAUAAACAAAGAACUGCUCUUAUCAAAAAAGUUGCAAAUAAAAAAUAUUAAUACCCUAGCAAAUUACUUUUAUUAAUUUUAUAAAUAUUAGUAAAAAAACUUAAUUUAAUUUGUGUAAUAAAUAUAAAAAAAUUAUGGAUAAUUCAUUAAAAAUAUUAUAACUUAA
Messenger RNA from Daktulosphaira vitifoliae (grape phylloxera), 999 nucleotides. It is a transcript of the gene Taf12, whose product is annotated as transcription initiation factor TFIID subunit 12. The record is from RefSeq and is a predicted model, not a curated record. Gene Ontology annotation, molecular function: TBP-class protein binding; DNA binding; protein heterodimerization activity. Gene Ontology annotation, biological process: DNA-templated transcription initiation; RNA polymerase II preinitiation complex assembly. The coding region runs from base 168 to 884 and encodes 238 amino acids. Lineage: Eukaryota; Metazoa; Arthropoda; Insecta; Hemiptera; Phylloxeridae. Gene Ontology annotation, cellular component: SLIK (SAGA-like) complex; SAGA complex; transcription factor TFIID complex. The transcript is spliced from 4 exons.